This is a messenger RNA of Eruca vesicaria subsp. sativa (arugula), 813 nucleotides long. NCBI's taxonomy places the organism in Eukaryota, Viridiplantae, Streptophyta, Magnoliopsida, Brassicales, Brassicaceae. The record is from the annotation of a GenBank genome assembly.
AUGAAGACGAUGAGGACACAGAAGUUGAAGAGGGGCAAAGUGUCGGUGAGAAAAGAUGCUCUUUUCAAGAAACCUUCGUCUUCUUUGUACAAGGCACGAGCGGCUACGGUUCUCAAGAAAGCGUUCGAACUUUCGGAGCUAUGCGAUGUCGAUGUUUGUAUCAUAUGGUACGACCGUGAAGGGAACCUCGUCAAGGCUUGGCCUGAUGAGAAGGACGGAGGAGAAGACAAGGUUAGAGCCAUGGCGGAGAGAUACAGCAUGUUAAGCGAACAAGAAAGAAACAAGAAAAGCACCAAUCUCUCAGGGUUUCUAAACAAGAAGAUGAUCCACGACAAGAAAAAGUCUCUUAAAGCCAACGAUGGCAGAUUCUUGGAGACGGUGUUAGGGCUUAAGGAUUCUUUGCAGACUCGCUUACGGGAAAUCAAAGAUUGUCUUCAAAGAUUUCAUGAUCUUGAUCAACCUUUGCAGGAUCUACCUUACUCGCUAAUUAAUGUGGAUCCUCGUCAUCAACCAUCAUCGAAUCCGACAAGCACCGAGAGUAGUUGCGUUGAUGUAUCCACGUCAUCGAGCAAGUUCUCAGUGUUGUUGUAUAACCAUGAGAAUGGUAUGUUCACUCAGUUACCCAACUCCUCCACUGCUCUAAUUCCGCAACAGGAUCAAGAUUAUUAUGGUACUAGUAAUUACAUGGAUUUAUUGCUUGGGGAACAAGACUGCAACAACUGGGAUCUUCUUCCUCCUCUGAUGCAAACACACACCCCAAAUUUCGAGCAGAUUAUGCAGACACAACCAUCUUUUGGAAUGAUGUUCUCUUAA